UAUAAUACCAAGUAUCAGCUGCAGCGGGUGCUGGUGCUGGUGCUGGAGCUGGAGCUGGUGUCUGUGUCACUGUGGGUGGGAGGGCCAUUUAGUUGCCAGUUGCGUUGCAUUGCGUGCGGUCGUGGUUCCGUUAACCGUAAAGAGGCCCCCCACACUGAUCAAGGAGUUCCUCCGGCCACUUAACUGUUGCAGAAUCCAACCUCAUCGCAAUGGACACGCCCAAGGGAUCGGAAGCGGUAGAGUUCAUUGUGAAAUACCGUCAGGAUUACUAUGAUCUGUCCGAGUUCAUGCACAAGCAUCCGGGUGGCAUCAACACACUCAAGGGCCUCAAUCAGGCGGAUAUGACGGCACGCUUCAUGAAGGCUCCACCCCACUCGGAUGCGGCCAUGUAUCUGAUGAAGGAGUACAAAGUUAAGUCGGAGGACCCUCGUGUACCCGCAGCUAAGGCUCGACAUCAGGCUCGCAGAAUAGACAAUGGCCAGGACUCACAGCAGCAGCCGAGGGAGCCCGAAGACAAAAACAACAAUCAAUUCGAUGAGAGCAUGGAGCACUUGGUAGAUUGGUCAAAGGCCAUGCUGCCGCAAAUCGCCAACAUAACGAAAUGCUACGAUGAGUGGGUGCACAAGCCAGUAGACAGGCCGCUGCGGCUAUUCGGCCCCUGGUAUUUGGAAAUGUUGACCAAGACGCCUUGGUGGCUGGUGCCCACAUUCUGGAUUCCCGUCAUCAUACGGUGUGCGUGGGAGGACAUUUACAGCAGCUGGCAGGACAAGAGUCAGCUUGCGUGUCUCACUGGCUACUUUUUCUUCGGCGUGCUUCUGUGGACAUUUCUGGAGUACACUCUACAUCGUUGGGUGUUUCACAUUAAACUAAAGAGCAACAGUGGACCCUGGAUAUGCACGUUUCACUUCAUGAUCCAUGGACUCCAUCACAAAGUACCUUUCGACGCCAUGCGCCUUGUGUUUCCCCCAGUACCGGGAGCCAUUCUCGCCAUGCUGAUUUAUACGCCACUUAGUUUUUUCCUUAUCCAACCGAGAGUGGUCCUGUCAGGUGCUCUCGCCGGCUAUCUGUGUUACGACAUGAUGCACUACUACCUGCAUUAUGGCAAUCCAUCUUUCAGUCAUAUGGUCCAUAUGAAACGAUAUCAUUACCAGCACCAUUUUACGCAUCAGGACCUUGGAUAUGGUAUCAGCAGUCCGCUGUGGGAUGUCGUCUUCAAGACGCGUAUUCAUUUGAGAAAGCUAAAGUACCAACUGCGUUGGUCCUAGCCAUGUUCGAGUUUGGUCAAAUCGUGCUAUUUUAGAACAAAUUGUUUAGAUGUAAGAAUAAGUUAAUAAGUUGUUAAUACAAAUGAAAGAAAGAAUUAAGACGCUGAUAUGGCUGAUGUGGAUAUGACUCCCCUCAUACACAACAGAUAGAACAGAAUAUAUGCAAGAAUAUACACAUCUAAGCCGAAGUGUAUGUAUGGCUAGUGAUUUCAUCCAAUUAGAAAUAUAGGCGUUUUGACGAAGGAUGACGAUCUAGGGCU
Drosophila obscura is the source of this 1525-nucleotide messenger RNA. RefSeq names its product dihydroceramide fatty acyl 2-hydroxylase FAH2 (gene Fa2h). Bases 210 to 1265 code for a protein of 351 amino acids. Gene Ontology annotation, cellular component: endoplasmic reticulum; membrane. Gene Ontology annotation, biological process: fatty acid metabolic process; lipid biosynthetic process. The transcript has 4 exons. The record is from RefSeq and is a predicted model, not a curated record. NCBI's taxonomy places the organism in Eukaryota, Metazoa, Arthropoda, Insecta, Diptera, Drosophilidae. Gene Ontology annotation, molecular function: heme binding; fatty acid 2-hydroxylase activity; iron ion binding.